Brassicogethes aeneus is the source of this 1333-nucleotide messenger RNA. The record is from the annotation of a GenBank genome assembly. Lineage: Eukaryota; Metazoa; Arthropoda; Insecta; Coleoptera; Nitidulidae.
CUAGUGAGCAUCAUGUUAAAAUUCGUGGGUUUAUUUUUGUUCAUUCAAAGUGCUUUGUGUGUGAUUUUUGAUUUGAACGAUCUGUAUGAUCCCCUAUCUGUCUUGUGGCAUAAAGGUCCAAGUCGGGUACCGUCAAGAUGUACAAGUGAUGGUGCAUUAGGUGAAUGUAUACACCCAGCAAAAUGCAUAAUUUCUGGAGGUACUGUUGGAGACCAAUGUGGCCGAGGAGACAAAUGUUGCACCUUUCCUGAAAAAUACAAAGAAUGCAAAUCCGGUAGUGGUACAGGAUCUGAACAGGUGGGCGUAUGCAUGAAAAGUAUUUUCUGUCAUAAAUCUGGAGGAGUUCCAAAGGGAAACUCAUGUGGAUUAUUGGAAAAGUGUUGUAUUUAUGAUAACUCUUGCGAAACUUCCACAUCAGCAAAAGUUUCCUAUUUCGAAGGAAACUACAUCACAAAUGCUGAUCAACCAACCACCUGCUCUUAUACAGUUUACUUUCAGAACCCUCACGUUUGUCAAGUCAGAUUGGAUUUUGAGGCAUUCUCUCUUGCAGAAGCCUCUAUAGAUGCCGCGAAUAAUAUUCAGUGCGUACAAGAUUCGCUAAGUAUUGAACCUGACAACUAUGGAAUUCCGGUAAUGUGUGGAAACAACAACAAUAACCAUGUGUAUGUUCAUCUGGCACCAGGAAAUGAAAAAGUUACGUUAACAAUGAAACUAGCUAAAAGAACCGAGGAUGAUGCUUUAGAGUUACCCCAUUGGAGAAUCAAAAUCACUCAGUUGCAGUGCGGUGGAGAUAAGACGGAUUAUGAGAACUCCGCGUCUGAUUUUCCAUUAUUAGCACCAUUGGGAUAUAUACAGUACUUUACCGAACCAUCAGGAGUUAUAAAAUCUUUUGGAUAUGAGAAAUCGUACACAACUGGUCAAUAUUAUUCCAUUGCUAUUAAGAAAGGGGUUGGAUACUGUGGUGCACAAUUGACCCCUAGCGGUGUUAAUUUUCAAUCCACCUACCCACAAACUGAUGAUUCGACAUGCGUUGACUAUUUAGGUGUACCGGGAUUUUCGAUCUUAAAUACAACUUACACAAAUACGGCCAGAUCAUGUAUGAACGAUACAAACCCAUUUAAUUCUGUAACUCCUGGUCCAGUGGUUUUAACAUUUUUUUCGAAUACAACUAGGACUCUACCUGAUUCUACAUCGUUAUCGUCUGAUACAACUUCGUUUCCAUUUUUCUUUAAGUAUGCAUAUAAACUUCUAUCCUCCUGUUAAGAUAAUUAAAUUAUGAGCGUUAUUUUAUAUUUAAUCUGAAUGUUUACCUUUUUAUUUAAAAUAAAUUAUA